This is a messenger RNA of Amoebophrya sp. A25, 4613 nucleotides long. Lineage: Eukaryota; Dinophyceae; Syndiniales; Amoebophryaceae. The record is from the annotation of a GenBank genome assembly.
AGUUGAUCGAGGCUCGACCAUGAAUGAUGGUCUUCUCGAGAAAUUUCUUGCAUGCUAAGCCUUUGAGCAUGCAUCCUUGUUUUCCUCAACACUUAAUCGCGAGGAUCACCCACGCACCGUGUGAUAUAGAAAUUUUACCAUGAAAUCGUACCGACAUACGUGCAUACACAUGAAAAAAUGGCCAAUAUCAACAUGUUAAUGAGAGAGGCUGGUUUUGGUUCCUCCUCCUCCUGGGAAGCCUCUGCUUGUCCGCAGAUGAGCUCUGCUUCGUACCCCUACACGCGCCGUUUGUCUCGAGAGGAUUCGGAGAAAAAACUGGGUUUUCAACGAACACGUGUUGGACCGAUUACUACCCACGAAAAUUCUAAGGAAGAGGGAUCAUGUAGCUUUGCGAUCUCGCCGUCACUUUCACAUGGAGCAUUACGGAGUGGUAGCGUCGCGAGGCUUAUCGCACCGCUUCUGCUGACGAUUCUACUGGUGCUGAGUCUUGCCCUCGUGGACAAUGAUGCAUCAGGGACUGCGACUAAAGAGACGGCAAUAUCUAGGAGGGGUAAUCAGAAGGUACUCGAGACGGAAGGUCGGUCACUUGCGAGUCUUUAUCUUCAGGGAGCUCGAUCUACGACAAAGCGACCUUCGAUUUCGUCUCAGCAUCUCGACGCGGACAAUGUCGUCGUUGUGAACGACUUGUAUUCCAUGAUGCGAAGCAAUGUAUUGGAGGUGGAGGACCAGCUAGCGGAAGCGCAUAACAAAGCCCAAGCGGAAUCUUCACGACCGCGCUCACUCGCCGAGUUGUAUGCGAGUGGGACGACUUCCAACGCAGUGGAGGAUCAGGAAAAUGAAGGUUACCCGAAAAUAGAGAAUUCGAUGUCGUACGCAGCCACGCAGGUAGCAGAUACUGAUACUGUUGGUGCUGAAGACGGGAAAGGGAUUGAUGUUGAAAAAAGGAUCGACGACACCAUUGUCCAGACAAGUGGUACAACAACUGCUCCACGCAAGAAGAAGAACGACCCUGAAGUGUCGAUGAUCGCCGAAACCGUUUCUGUCGUUAUCAUCGCGCACGGGGAGCACGCGUACAUCAAUCGCACUGUUCUUUCUGUGGUGGAAAGGACGCCGGCAACCCUGCUCGCUGACAUCAUUGUCGUGGACGAUUCGAGCGACCCACCACUCGAUAUACAAGCUCUGGAAGAAGCGACCACCGUGAAGAAGACAAAAGCGGCAGUGGAUGAAAAAAGAUCGUCGUGGAAACUGCAGGUGUUGCGCAAUUCGUUCCGAGAGGGACUGACAAGAGCGAAAAUACAAGGAGCAGCUGCAGCUUCUGGAGAUGUCUUGUUUUUUCUAGAUGCGCACGUGGCUAUGGGAGAAAACUGGCAUGCGCCUAUUUUCGCUUAUGACCACUUUUACCUGCGUUAGUACUUGGAUCUGCAUACUCGUUCUUGUUUAUAAUGGAGAAAAUUCAACUAAGGACUGCAAAAAUCCGGACAAAGUUCAAUCCUUCCGGGCAUGACGCGAAUCCGCAGAACACUCGCCGCCCACUGCGCUCCCUCCUGGAAAACCCUCACCCAGUUGCGAGCCAAGAACCUCGGGCACCCUCCAAAUCCCCGCGCCCCUCCAGAAUCCCCCAGCACACAUUUGCAGGCUGGAGCGGUGGACUCUAGAGGGGCGCGGGGAAACACAUGAAACGAAACAAAAAGACAGAAAAACCAAGAGGAAGCAAGUGGCAAAAGCCGCUAAGCGGAGCACUUCCAGGACGAGGAGGCGGCAAUAAAGGCCGUUUUUGUGCAGUUCUUAGUUGACUUAGCGCCAAUGUAAUUGCAAGCCGUCUUUUCACGCGGAUACAGAGACGACUCCGAAGUGGAAUGCACAUCCAUGAGCUUCGUGACGUGAGUCCCCUAGAAACACGGAAUAGUAGCGCCACGUCUAAGCAAAGCACAUUCGACAGAACUACAGGCGUGUGGUACAGCCUUUCGUUGCGCAGUUGCGGGAAGAGGACUGGACUAUCGAUUUCUCGGCGAUCGGAGCUAAAAUGAUGUUCGACUGGCGUUUACAUUCUGAUUGGUUCGACGACUUUAAAAUGGGUACAAGGACUGAGCAAGUAUCUCACGAAGGAGAAGUGAACGAACAUGAACAGAACACUAGUACAUCUUCAAGUAGGAUGAAAAUGAGAAAUUCACACUCACAGGGCGAAGAAAAUAUUGAUAUACUAGAACAACAAGUGGACGCUAACGCUAUCGCUCUAGAAGGAGCUGAGCUGAUUAACGAUGAUGAAGAGCAGGAUUCCAUUCCGAUUUUGUCUGGUGGCAUCUUUGGGAUCUCUCGGGAGUGGUGGCACGAGAGCGGCGCCUACGAUCCAGGCCUGCACUCAUGGGGAAGCGAGCACAUCGAACAGUCUCUGCGUCUUUGGCUCUGUGGGGGCGAAAUUGUGCUCGCACGUAAAGCGGUUGUUAUGAUGUUUUAUUCCUUUGCCACCUCUAGGAGUACAACGAAGGUUUGUGUCGUCGGUGGAAUUUCUUGAAAGAAUACAUAGAAGUAUGUAGUACCUGAAAGUACUACCAUCUACGGCAUGAUCUUGUUUUCGAACAUGAUACUAGGAGUUUCUCUAACUUUUUUGGUCAUCUGUUUCGUAGUAAGUGGCCUUACUUCGUGAACAAAACGGAGAUGUUGUUGAAUCGCGUCCGCGUAGUCGAGACGUGGUUUGGGGGCAGAAAUAACGACUUCUUUCGUCGACUCUUUUAUACCGUGAACAAGAACAUUACGACGACUGGUAGUGAUACCGAUUCACAACAUCCGCCGCAACAUUCGUGGAGCAAUCUUCGCAAUCAGAUUGGGGAUCUCACGGACCGUUUGUUGCUGCAGGAGCGUCUCCAAUGUGGUAGGUUCGACAGUUUUGUAGACCGCUUCCGUCCUAUUUUGGAGCAGAAAGGGAUGGUCCCGCGCCAGAGCUUUCUCAUACGCCUAGUUGUUGGAGACGCCACUAGGACACUCGCACUGAUAGCCCUGCUAAGCUCUAAACAACUCGAGAACACAUCGCGCAGCAGAAGUGUGUGUCUUGCCCUUGCGGUUGUCCCACCGACCUCGUCCAGUAGCGAUGAUAAGGAGAGUGCGAACCGACUAGAUUUUCAGUGGGACGCUCAGAAGAACGCUAGCUUUAGAACGUUGACGAGCAGCAUUGCAAGAGCAGAACGAUUUCAAGAACUCCAAUUGUUAAGACCCAGUCUGAAAAUUGUGUUUCUUUUUUUGAUCUUGAUGACCUCAAUUUGCACUCGUAGGUAUCCGUUCAACGAUCAAGAGCAGAACCUGUAUCAACAUGACUAGGAGGACUCCUCUAAGAGAAGGCGUUCGCGUCUGUGACACCCAGGAUGCAGAACAACGGUUCAUGUGGCAGUACUGGGGAAAUCACCUGGAGAGUCUUGGGGUCAAGGGUUAUUGCCUAAGAGGCCAUCCUCAAUUAUGGGGGGCUCGUCCCUGCUCAACAACAGUGCAAUAUUUACCGUGGAGGUGAAACCGCGGCGGUAGGUAAUCGUGAGAGUCCGUACUGGCGGUUCAUGUCAAACUAAGUAUUGUCUCUAUGAUUUCACAGUAAUGCGAUAUUAAAGUAUAUUUGUUGAUGUUGAAGUUUAACCACUUAGAUCUUACGUACAAAUACAUCUACAACUACAAAUACAUCAAGCAUUCGCUAAAAAGAUUCGACGAGGAUGCUAAUCGUCUGCCAAUAGCCCCAUGCGUGUGGAAUCACGCUGAACAAAAAUACGCAGUACGCUUGACGUCAAAGGGCCACAUGCUCUUUGUUCACCGCAGUGACUCUUAUGAGGGGCGAUCAUAUAUCAACGAAUAUGUUAGUCUUAGAACAAACUUCUAAUUUUGGUAUCGGUUCAUUUGCUUUAUUUUCCAUUCUUUUCGUUUCGUGGUUGGAGGUAUUGAUCGUCAUCUACGUUUCUUUUACUGGUGCCUAUUCAUUGAGUCCGACGUGAUGAGCAGAGUGGAAAGUCUGAACAUCAUGUAGGAGCGAGCAACUGAUGAACCACAGCACCACCACCGAAUCAAUCAUGUUUCUAUAACAAGGAUGACAAUUAUUAUUUCUAAGGCUCGUCUCCGGGAGCUUACCCUCACAGCAAAAAUCUGCAUCUGAGUCCGCCAGCAACUACGAGGACAUGCCUCGACGCUUUCCGCGUCAAUUUAAUGCUCCCUGCGGCUAAGGAGGAGUGGCGAUUGCGCGCAUCGCAGACCCAAUGUGCGAGUGUUGCGACGUUCGGAUUUAGGGAGGAAAUCUGAAGACUGACACAUUCAAAGCAUGGCCAUGGGCUCCUUAUUUUUCUUGGUGCUGUACCUGUAUCAAAGAGGUAGAAAGACUGGUUUGCCACACUUGAUAUUGAUGCCAAAGGCUCACUCGAUUAUGAAAACAGAGUAAGUAUGAUAUUCAUAACGUGGAUUGCAUGAAACGCUGCAGCUCUCUGUGUGUCUGUAAAAAACGCAACAAUUAUUCUGCAGCCAACUACAACACCCAAAAGGAAAGUAGAGACGAAAACCUCCUGCCCAGUGUCCUGCAAUCAAGAGAUAUUGACACGAAGGUAAGAGACUGAGUCACAAUGGAUUUCGUUUGAUGUGUUCUCUCGGAC